Messenger RNA from Elephantulus edwardii (Cape elephant shrew), 510 nucleotides. RefSeq names its product chromosome unknown open reading frame, human C11orf1 (gene CFAP68). The record is from RefSeq and is a predicted model, not a curated record. The transcript is spliced from 4 exons. The coding region runs from base 1 to 510 and encodes 169 amino acids. Gene Ontology annotation, cellular component: nucleus. Lineage: Eukaryota; Metazoa; Chordata; Mammalia; Macroscelidea; Macroscelididae.
AUGGAACAAGCCUAUUAUGAUCAAGCAGAUCAGAGACAGGAGCUUAUCUGUUUCCUUGCAAAUCCACAUUAUGGCAGCCUUCUUAAUGCAGAUGGCCAUGCUGAAGUGUGGACAGACUGGAAUGAUAUGGCCAAGUUUUUCCAGUAUGGAUGGAGAUGCACCACUAAUGAAAAUUCCUACUCAAACUGUACGCUUAUGGGCAACUGGAACCAGGAACGAUAUGACCUAAAGAAUAUUGUGCAGCCAAAACCCUUACCUUCCCAGUUUGGGCACUAUUUUGAAACAACAUAUGAUGCAAACUAUAAUAACAAAGUGCCACAUUCAACACAUAGAUUUAAGAAAGAACCUCACUGGUUCCCAGGACAUCAACCUGAGCUGGAUCCUCCUAAAUUCAAAUGCACAGAAAAAUCAACUUACACAAAUAGCUAUUCAGAACCUCAAAUCAGACCUCACCUUGAGUGUGUAUUAUGGGAUCCUAGUAACAGCCAUUUUCAGGGUCUAGGAUUCUAA